GAUGACUCUUGUUUACAGGUCCUCACCUGAUAACAACAUGGAGAAUAGCCAAACAUUUCUGUACUUUGCAUAUGGUAGUAACCUUCUAAAGGAGCGUCUCCAGCUCAAGAAUCCCUCUGCAACAGUGUACUGCGUGGCAAAGCUCAAGGAUUAUAAAUUGGUGUUUGGCAACUACAAAGGUCUAGCCAGUGACCGCUGGCAUGGUGGAGUGGCCACCAUAGAGGACAGCCCAGGGGACGAGGUGUGGGGUGUGGUGUGACGGAUGAGCAUAUCUGAUCUAGAGUCACUAGACAAUCAAGAGAAUGUGAUGUUAGGUGCUUACCGACCUGUGGAAUUAUCAGUGAAGACAAAAGGUCAAGAUAUCAGCUGUCGUACCUACAUAAUGAACAGCUGUGUGUAUGCCCGACCAUCACCACAAUAUCUACAGGUGAUUGUAAUGGGAGCAGAGCAACAUGGCUUGCCAACGGAGUACCAGGAGAAACUAAGAGCCAUUAAGACCAACAUGUAUGACGGUCUCCUACCAAUGAUGGCCGAGCUGGAACAAGCCAGAACAAGAGUUAAAGAAAGAGCCAACCAAUGA
Xiphophorus maculatus (southern platyfish) is the source of this 580-nucleotide messenger RNA. It is a transcript of the gene ggctb, whose product is annotated as gamma-glutamylcyclotransferase-like. Lineage: Eukaryota; Metazoa; Chordata; Actinopteri; Cyprinodontiformes; Poeciliidae. Gene Ontology annotation, molecular function: gamma-glutamylcyclotransferase activity. The transcript has 4 exons. The record is from RefSeq and is a predicted model, not a curated record.